CUUCUCCUUUUCUUUUUUUCUUCUUUUCAUUAAGUUUCAUUCUUUUAUGUUUUUAUCUCGGUUUACGUCUUCUCUACCAAGACAAAGAACAACAUUCUCUUUUACAACAUGUCAUGAUUGUCUUCAACGACCAAGUCGAUAUCAACAACGUCUUACUACUUUUAGGAUACAAACAUUCCAUUCCUCACGUCCUCAACCUAGCCCUAUCCUUCCACUUCCAGCCAUUCUUCUUGGUUUGUUAAAGUCGGGUAAAUUGGUCAGUUUUGUAUCAUUAUCUUCAAAAACAUCUUUGACAUUAUUACCACACACUUUUCGUCGAGAUAAGGGAAAACUUGUUGGCAAGAUAUUAGCUGGGAUUCCACUUUUCGGUUUGACUUUAUUAUUAGCAGUAGGAUUAGAUCAGGCUCCUAAUACUUCAAGAUUACGAUUCAUCUAUUUGACAGAAGAAGAGGAACAAGAGGAAGUAGAAAAGGCGAUAAAGGAAUUGAUGACACCUCACAUGGCGUUAGUGGCAUCUCGAGAAAGUCAACCAGUCUUAUGGCUUCAAACCAUUGUUGAUAACCUUUCCAAAGUAGCGAGUGAUGAUAUUCGAGACCCUGUGCGUCAAUACAACCAUUUAGAAAUAGCAGCAAAGGAUGAGGCAUUGAAAAAGUAUGAAGUGAAUCUGAUAUGUGAUGGUAAUACUCUCAAUGCAAUGUGUGCUGGACGCUAUAUUGUUGUAUAUGAUUUGAUGAUGCAAGCGAUGGAAUACGAUGAAACCAAGAUGGCGGUCAUUCUUAGUCAUGAAAUGGCCCAUUCUGUGCAACGACAUUUUGUGGAAACACAUGGCUUUGCUUCCCUAUUACUGAUGCUUGGUGAUAUCACACGUGGCGUAUUUUGGAUGGUGACUGAAUCUUUUGGACCCUAUGUGAAUCAAAAGAUCAAUGAAGCCAUCACAGCUUUCAUUGCUUUGGAAUCUGAAAAUACAUACAAUAGACAAUUGGAACGUGAAGCUGAUUUGGUAGGAUUGAAGUUUUUGGCUAAAGCUGGUUAUGAUCCUCGUGUCGCUAUAGAAGUAUGGACAAGAAUGGCGGAAAUAGAAGAAAGAGUCAAGGAAUUACAAGAAGAUGAUAUCAAAGCGUUAGAAAAACAACAAUCGUCAAUACAAGGACAAAACUCUGUAGGUGCUAUGAUGGAAAAUUUGAUUAAUCUAUGGUUUGGUUCAAGUCAUCCUCCAAGUCAGGAACGUGUGGAAUAUAUGCAGGAACAUAUGGAUGAAGCUGUGGCCUUGUAUGAAGAUACCCUACGACUCAAUGGAAAACCUGAUCAUUUUGAUUGGAAUCCUUAUUCAACUGAAGAAGAAAAAACGACAAAGAAUAGUUAUUUUUGGGAUUUAUGGUCUUCUUUUAUCCAUUCAAUAAAAAAUUAAUUUUUUUUUUUUAUUCUCG
Molecule: messenger RNA, 1427 nt
Organism: Halteromyces radiatus
Lineage: Eukaryota; Fungi; Mucoromycota; Mucoromycetes; Mucorales; Cunninghamellaceae
Product: peptidase family M48-domain-containing protein
Exons: 2
Coding region: 47-1408 (453 amino acids)
Biological process (GO): protein quality control for misfolded or incompletely synthesized proteins; mitochondrial protein processing
Cellular component (GO): mitochondrial inner membrane
Molecular function (GO): metalloendopeptidase activity
Source: RefSeq, a predicted model, not a curated record